Messenger RNA from Suillus subaureus, 288 nucleotides. RefSeq lists its product as uncharacterized. The record is from RefSeq and is a predicted model, not a curated record. Lineage: Eukaryota; Fungi; Basidiomycota; Agaricomycetes; Boletales; Suillaceae. The annotation marks the transcript as partial. The transcript is spliced from 2 exons.
UGCGCAGUCUGCCUCGGAAGGCACUCGCAUCGCACCAUCGAGUGCUCGGCCACACAGACAUCGGACAAGCAGUUCAGCACCUUUUCGGAACGCAUCCGCAAGGGCCUAUGGACCAUAUAUGGGAAACAGCUCUGUACCGCGUGGCAGAGAGAAGAAGGAUGCACAACCCCAAAACACGAUCCAGCGUGCUUACAUGUGCGUCACAUCUGCUCAGGCUGCGGAGCAACCACGCAUGGAGCCCAAAAAUGCUCCAGAGCACAGAAAGUAUAUCCUGUUGACUCCGUAUAA